AUGGAAAAUUUGAAGAGAAAACUCAAUACCGAUGAUUUUCUUAAGCCAACCUCACCAAACAGGGAACGCACACCGAGAAAAUUUUAUCAAGACUUCCUUACAAACAGCAGCGUAAUAAAUGAUCAUCGAACUGGUUUGCAAGAUAUGAUAUCACGAGUUAAUCAACAAUUGGCAAUGCUUGGAUAUCCUUCAUUUCCAAAAAUUUCUGAAAAUGUUGAUGAAAAAUCUAUAGUAUCGAUUUUGGACUGUGUCGGUUCGCUAUUAAACCAGCAACAAAAAGAUAACGGAUAUCGUGAAGAAAUGCUUGAUCAAUAUAGAAGAUCACAAAGUGAUAAUGAAUUGUUAGCUACUAGCAUGGUUGUUGAAACACUUCGACUUGAAAAUGAAUCGUUAACAACUGAAUGUGAAAUAAAAAAUGAAAUUGUAAGACAAAAUCAAUUAGAAAUCGAUUCUUUAUCAUCAGAAAUCAGGAAGAAAAAUGAAUUUAUCCAACAAAUCCAACUGAAAUGUUCUGAUAUUGGAUCUAUCAUCUCUCAAGAUAAACAGAUGGAACAAAUGCAACUAGAUCACGAGUCGUUAAAUCUCCAAAUUAAGCAAAAGGAUGACAUUUUAAUGCAAAAAGAUUUAAAAAUUGAAUCUUUGAUUUCUGAAAAUAUGAAAAUGAAUGAUAUGAUAAAGCAGAAACAAUUGAAAAUUGAAGGAAUUGAAGAAUUGAUUAAUGACUGCACGCAAAAGGAUAAGAACUUGAUGCUAAAAAAUUCUGAGGUUGAACGAUUGAUGUUAGAAAAUAAACAGAAUACCGAGUUGAUAAGUCAGGAACAAUCAAAAAUCGAAGAAUUGAUUAAUGACUGUAGGCAAAAAGAUAAGGACUUAAUGCUAAAAAAAUCCGAAGUUGAAAGAUUGAUUCUGGAAAAUAGGCUGAAUACCGAGUUGAUAAAUCAGAAACAAUCAAAAAUUGAAGAAUUGAUUAAUAACUGUAGACAAAAAGAUAAGAAUUUUACGCUAAAAAAAUCCGAAAUUGAACUAUUGAUGUCGGAAAGUAAACAAAAUACCGAGCUGAUAAAGCAGAAACAAUCAAAAAUUGAAGGAUUGAUUAAUGACUGCAGACAAAAAGAUAAGAGUUUGAUGCUAAAAAAAUCCGAAGUUGAAAGAUUGAUGCUGGAAAGCAAACGAAAUACCGAACUGAUUAAUCAGCAUAAAUCAAAAAUUGAAGAAUUGGUUAAUGACUGCAGACAAAAAGAUAAGAGUUUGAUGCUAAAAAAAUCCGAAGUUGAAAGACUGAUGUUGGAAAGUAAACGAAAUACCGAGCUGAUAAAUCAGCAUAAAUUGAAAAUUGAAGAAUUGGUUGAUGACUGUAGACAGAAAGACAAGAAUUUGAUGCUAAAAAACUCUGAGGUUGAAAGAUUGAUGUUGGAAAAUAAACGAUAUAUCGAGCUGAUAAAACAGAAACAAUCAAAAAUUGAAGAAUUGGUUAAUGACUGUACACAAAAAGAUAAGAACUUGAUGCUAAAAAAUUCCGAAGUUGAACGAUUGAUGUCGGAAAGUAAACAAAAUACCGAGCUGAUAAAUCAGCAUAAAUCAAAAAUUGAAGAAUUGGUUAAUGACUGCAGACAAAAAGAUAAGGACUUGAUGCUAAAAAAUUCCGAAGCUGAGCGAUUGAUGUUGGAAAAUAAACAAAAUACCGAGCUAAUAAAUCAACAUAAAACAAAAAUUGAAAAAUUGGUUAAUGACUGUAGACAAAAAGACAAGAGUUUGAUGCUAAAAAAUUCCGAAGCUGAACGAUUGAUGCUGGAAAGUAAACGAAAUACCGAGCUGAUAAAUCAGCAUAAAUCAAAAAUUGAAGAAUUGGUUAAUGAGUUAGCAAACAAUUAUAUUCUAUAA
Messenger RNA from Entrophospora sp. SA101, 1881 nucleotides. Lineage: Eukaryota; Fungi; Glomeromycota; Glomeromycetes; Entrophosporales; Entrophosporaceae. The record is from the annotation of a GenBank genome assembly.